This is a messenger RNA of Paramuricea clavata, 2970 nucleotides long. Lineage: Eukaryota; Metazoa; Cnidaria; Anthozoa; Malacalcyonacea; Plexauridae. The record is from the annotation of a GenBank genome assembly.
AUGUAUAAAGCUGAGAGGAGUAAAGUUGAAGAAGUGUAUGUGGUUGGUUUUGUACCCAGCUAUCUCCUUCCGAAAAAGCGCCCAUGUUCACUUGACCCUUGUCCGCGAUUACGUGCUGUGUGAAUUGUUAACAUUAAAUUGUGCAUGUAUAAGUUGUAACGUGUAUACAGUAACAGUUGUAACAGUGCUGAUUAAAAAUAGCAACAAAUUAUUCAUAUUUUAAAGGGUUAGAAGUUGAUUACAUUGGCUCGAUUUCUGGCUUACCAAGUGGGAGAACUAAUAUCCGUUGUUUAAUACUACUCUGGACUGGAGAUUAUCCAGCACAGUGCGAGGUUGGAAAAUUUAUUAAUUGUGGUAUACAGCCAUGUAGAAGGGAUAAACUUCAAGGUAACCUGAUACUUACAAUAAUUAAUUUGCAUGCAUGACCGUUAAUCUGUUUGUAACUGCAUUUAUUAAAUUUAUUUAUUAAAUGUAAACUUGUAUUCUUGGACAUUUUUUCCAAAACUUUAAUGUUUACUCAUUAAUUUUAUAUACUUGUAUUUCUGUCUCUUUCUAUCAGGAACAAAUUUAAACGGCGGAAGCACUUAUUAUUAUGGAGAAAACAUACUUCACGCUAGAUUUCCCUGGGAAAAACGGAAUCUUAAUGACGAAGUGGAAGUGAUGUGCACCAUAGGUGAAGAAGAUCGUAGUUCUGUACGAGCUAAUCUUAGCAAACAUACAGGAUACACUGGAAUCAGCGUUUUACACCGACUUCACAAGCUCUACGAGCUUGAUGUCAUCCGAGAUACAGUAUUUGAUAUGAUGCACCACCUUCCACUAAAUGUUGUGAGAAAACAUGUUAAGAGAGUGAUGGACGAAGGAAUAGUUGACAAAAAUGUGUCAGAAAACAAACUUUCACUUAUGCCCUGGACUGCAGGUUAUAUUUUAGAAUUAAUACUGCAUUUUAACCGAUCCAAUUAACCAAUCACAAGCAUACUAGGUCAGUGAAAGAUGGUGAUCAAAUCUGAACCUCGCUAAUAUUGUGUGGAAUGAUAACCGAUUCAGAACGGCCAAUCCCGCCUGCUACAUGUACUCAGAGGCUGCUAUCAAAAUAUUUUGGAUUCCGUAUUUCACACUCCAGAGCCUAGUAUAUCAUUUUCCUUAGCACUUUGCGUAAAAAUGUCUCACUUUCAAUGUGUUAAUACCGUUUUGCACCACCCAUACAUUCUGGCUUGCUUCUCAUGUCAACUUUUUGUUGUAAUUUAUUAACACCACUUCCAAGACUUCCUAUUACCAGCGGUAUUAUUUAUACACAGAGUCUUUGGCAUAUCUCUCUCAUAUUUAAACACUAGCUGUUGGUAUUUGUUACUUUUCUCUUGUUUCAUUAGAACUAAAAGAUGGAAGAUUACCUACAAACAUGUCUGACACACAUGUAAAUGCUUGGAAAGCGGAAGAAUUCCAAAAAUUUGCAUUCCAUGCUAUGGAGGUUGUCAUGAGAGUGGGCUUAUGGAUGAAAGAGAGUUUCACAUUUUCCAACUAAUGGCGAGAAUGGUUGAGAUGGUUUUUAACAAACGUGAUGAAUGGGAUCACGAUGAUGUCUUUUUGUUUGGUAAAUUGGCAAAACGAUUCAAUAUACUAAUUGAGGAGAACGUUGGUUUGCAUGCCUGUGUUGUAACAGCGCACAAUUUGAUCCAUGUUGAAGAGGAUGUAUUCAGGUUUUCACUUCCAGACAACUACUGGUGCUUCGCUUUUGAAAGAGCGGUUAAGAAGUACAUAAGUAUUCCCAACAAUCACAAAAAUAUUGAAUGCUCAUUUGCCAAGAAGGAACAGAGACGAGAGUUUUUGAAAUCAUUGAAUACAGAGGAAGCGCCUUUACCCCAUGCUGCAAAGAUUGAUGUAGACAAGGUAAUCGUUGGUGUGACCAUACUCAGUUGGGUUUUGAUUUUAGCGUUUCUGCGUGUUAAACCGUCAAACUCAACAUUGUUUUGUUAACCAAAAUUAUACCAAGGUUAAAAAUGCGUUAAACAUAAGCACUGUUUUACAGUUUUUGGCUUUAGUCAUAAUAGGUAUACCUUGGCUAAAGCUACGCUAUAAAUUAUUUGGACAUCAUUCUAUUAUUUUUUCUUAGGCCCGGUUUAGACGGCGAACUUUUCAUGCGCCGAAUCUAAUGCAAGGAUUAAGUGCGACGUUGGAGCGGCGUCUAAAUCAAUUAAGUUCGGCAGGUUUUGAUUAAGUUCGACACGACUCGAAGAUGCGACAGGACAAGUCGUAUAUGCGACACAGGUUCGACAUUGAUUUAGACGCCGUGCUUUUCAUGCGCCGAACCUAAUGCAUAAUUAUUUUUAACAUCAUAAUAUGAUUAUCAUAUAUUUGCAUUGUAAAUAUUUCCAAUAUAAUGUCUUCGCAAUUUGGUACGGUGCAAUUAAGUUCGACGUCUAAAUCAGUUUCCCAUAUUUUGCCGUAUCUACGACAAUUAGAUUCGGCGCAUGAGAAGUUCGCCGUCUAGACCGGGCCUUAGUCGUUGAAAUAAAAUUUUCUGUUUUAGAUGGCUGCCAAAACCAUAACUGAAGCCAAAAGGCUGGCCAAUGAUGAUGAAAUUGUCGAAAUAUCAAAUGAAAUUGCCGUUAUUACUGCCACAUGUAUUUCUCGAAAGGUGAUGUUGUAUACCCACGUCCCGCCGAUGAUAUGGACACCAUUGCUGUUGUAGAUUUUGAAAGACCAAACUUACCAAUAAACUUUGCAGAUAUUACUGUACCAUUUUACCCCAUGGUGAAUGACAUUGUUGUUAUUAGAGGGGAAAAUGACGAGAUUUGGGUCGCAAAGAUCCUCAAAGUAUACACUGAAGAAAAAACUGUGAAAGUGUGGUACUACAGAGAGCAAGGACAUGAAUUGUUUGUACCAGAAGUUUCCUCACGAGAUGCAUUAGACAUUGUCAACUGGGACUCUAUAGUUCAUCUUGCUCCCGAGGAAUGGAUUGAUGGCGGUUCUUGA